AUGCGUAGAACUGAUGUCUGGAAAAUUGAAAGGUUAUUUGAGGUUAUCUCGCUGCCCAACGGAUAUCACGUAAUUCGAUUGCAAAAAAAAGGAGGAAAGCAAUUUCGUAAGUAUUGGGUAAGACCAAUAUUUACCGAAAGCAGAAGACUACAACAAGGAGCAAGUGAUAAUUUAAUUGAAGAGAUGGAAAGUGAUGACGUUGAAAAAUAUCACGAAUACUUCAGGAUGUCGCCAGAAUUAUUUUACAAAUUAUUGGAAUUGGUGAGGCCAGACAUUGAGAAGCAGUGUGUAGUGCGAGCUCCAAUUUCAGCUAAAAUCAGACUCCAAAUUACACUCCGAUACUUAUCAUCUGGAGAUAGCAUGAAGUCCUUGUCUUAUGCCUUUCGUGUUGGACAUAAUACAAUAUCCAAAUGCAUACAUUCCACAUGUGAAGCUAUAUGGAACCAUCUUAAGGACUCUGUUUUCAUUAAGGAUAACGAAGAGAGUUGGAAGGAUAUCGCAAAAGACUAUGAAGACUUGUGGGACUUCCCAAACUGUAUAGGGGCAAUAGAUGGGAAGCAUGUAAUGAUUCAGGCUCCACCAAAUAGCGGAUCUUCUUUUUACAACUACAAGGGCCAUCAUAGCAUUAAUUUGCUUGCAGUUUGUGAUGCAAGAUACUGCUUCACUAUGGUUGACAUAGGUGCUAAAGGUAGGGAAAGCGAUGGGGGAGUUUUUGCUCAUAGCGAAAUUGGAAAAAGAUUUGAGAAUGGCUCGUUCAAUCUUCCUCCAUCACAGAAAGUAGGAAGUAGUGGACCAGUUGCACCUUUCGUUCUAGUGGCAGAUGAAGCCUUUCCCCUAACUACAUAUAUGAUGAGGCCA
Molecule: messenger RNA, 858 nt
Organism: Trachymyrmex cornetzi
Lineage: Eukaryota; Metazoa; Arthropoda; Insecta; Hymenoptera; Formicidae
Product: putative nuclease HARBI1
Exons: 3
Source: RefSeq, a predicted model, not a curated record